AUGCAGCCUAACUCAGGAGGAAAUGGCUCAUAUGUUUCUGGUGAAAUCCUUCUGACCAAUCCUUCUACAUUCUGCUUGUACUUAGGUGCUAAAGGCGAAGAUCAGACAAAAUUUAAUGAUUAUACCCAUCAAACUCUCGGGGGUUGGAACUUCGGGGGAAAUGGCGGGAUUGACAAGAGCGAUAUCAAUGAACCAGAUUUUUCUUACCCUCCUGAAAGCGGCGCUGGAGGAGGAGGUGCUGUAGACCUUCGAUUAGAGUACGUAGACAUCAAUUCUCCACCCCUUGAUAAUAUAUCUUUAGAAAUUUCUUUGAAGAGUCGUAUUAUUGUGGCCGGUUCUGGGGGCGGUGCUGUUUCGAAUGAUAAUAAAUUUGGUAUGCCUGGUGGCUCCAUUAGCGCUGUGAAUAAUGGGAUGUAUAUCUUUGGAGGCACACAAACAAAAGGAGAAUUAGGAAAAGGAAUGGAUGCUGUUGACACUGAUGGUAAUCAGGGAGGUUCAGGUGGUUGUGGGAGCGGAUAUCGAGGUUGUUACAAUACAUUAUCAAAUAGUAUUCGAGGCAAUAAUAUAUUUGAGUUUGGUGGGUCAGGUGGAAGCUCAUAUAUUAGUGGACAUCCUGGCUGUAUAAGCCCUCAGUAUCCAUCAACUACUAUUGCUAAUGAAACGACUCCUUUUCACGAAUCUAAACUAUAUUUCACGAAAACAAAUAUGAAAGCUGGUAAUGAAUAUAUGCCAGAUCCAUUAAGCGAUGGAUAUAUUUUGGGACAUAUUGGCCAUGGUGUUUGUCGUAUCACUUUUUUAUUCAGUCCAUUUUGCCAGACCAAUGCUUAUUGUUUAUUGCAUGAUUUCUCGUUUUUAUUACAUUUAGUUUUUGUUUGUUUGGAUUCAGAAUAA
Molecule: messenger RNA, 891 nt
Organism: Trichomonas vaginalis G3
Lineage: Eukaryota; Parabasalia; Trichomonadida; Trichomonadidae
Product: glycine-rich protein family
Exons: 1
Coding region: 1-891 (296 amino acids)
Source: RefSeq, a predicted model, not a curated record